AUGUUUGGCGUGACGUGGACAGCUAAGCGGUUGAGGGAGGGGAAUUUAUGAUAAUAUUAAUAAGCUUAUGUGUGAUAAUAUUUACGAAAUUCAAAGGCUUUGAAUUUGAGUAAAAAUAUUAAUAGUUAGGGUGUUCUGUACUAGUUAAUGUUAGAUUGUUGUUAAUGUAUUGGUAGGUUUUAAAAUUUCUACAUAAUGAAGAGAUUUCUCUGUAUUGUCCUAGUACUUGGUAUUUGCUUUCACUGUUGUGAUACUGACGAACAUAAUCAUCAGUAUGAAGAUAAUGAAGAAGUGGUACUUUGGAUGAACACUGUGGGACCCUAUCAUAACAGACAAGAAACAUAUGCCUAUUUCUCAUUACCCUUCUGCUCUGGGCCAAAAAAAAGCAUUAGCCACUAUCACGAAACACUUGGUGAAGCACUUCUGGGUGUAGAGUUAGAAUUUAGUGGACUAGACAUUGACUUUAAAGCAAAUGUUGCCAAAACUCAGUACUGUGAAGUGGAGAUCACUGAUGAAAUACUUCUUGCUUUCACUUAUGCAGUUAAAAACCACUACUGGUACCAAAUGUACAUAGAUGAUCUGCCAAUCUGGGGUAUUGUUGGGGAGGUGGAUGAAUCAGAAAAUGCAUUUUAUAUGUGGACUCACAAAAAAUUUGAAAUUGGAUAUAAUGGAAAAGCCAUUGUGGAUGUUAACUUGACAAGUGAAGCCAAAGUGAAGCUGGAAAAGGGGAAAAAGUUAACAUUUUCUUAUGAAGUUAUCUGGAAAACAUCACCAAUCAAGUUCGAAGACAGAUUUGAUAAGUAUCUGGAUCCAAAUUUCUUCCAACAUAGAAUUCACUGGUUUUCCAUUUUCAACUCAUUCAUGAUGGUGAUUUUCUUGGUUGGUUUGGUGAGCAUGAUUUUGAUGAGAACACUAAGGAAAGACUAUGCUCGUUACAGUAAAGAUGAAGAAAUGGAUGAUAUGGAACGUGAUCUAGGUGAUGAAUAUGGCUGGAAGCAGGUUCAUGGUGACGUCUUCCGUCCUCCAUCACACCCAUUAAUUUUCUGUGCAUUGGUGGGAUGUGGCUACCAGAUUGCUAUUGUUACUCUAUCUGUAAUUAUAUUUGCCAUUUUAGGAGAACUAUACACAGAGAGGGGUUCCUUAUUAAGCACAGCAAUAUUUGUAUAUGCAGCUACGUCCCCUGUGAAUGGUUACUUUGGUGGUAGCUUAUAUUCUCGUAUGCAAGGAAAACAGUGGAUCAAGCAAAUGAUGCUAAGUGCAUUCAUGUUGCCUGCUUUGAUUUGUGGAACUGCUUUCCUUAUCAACUUCAUAGCUAUAUACUACCAUGCAUCUCGUGCCAUACCUUUCGGAACAAUGGUUGCAGUAACUUGCAUUUGUCUGUUUGUCAUCCUGCCAUUGACACUUGUGGGUACCGUGCUGGGACGGAACUUAGCUGGUCAGCCCAAUCACCCAUGUCGUAUUAAUGCUGUACCAAGGCCAAUCCCAGAGAAAAAGUGGUUCAUGGAGCCAUUGGCUAUUGUCAUGCUGGGAGGGAUCCUUCCAUUUGGGUCCAUUUUUAUUGAAAUGUACUUUAUAUUCACCUCCUUUUGGGCCUACAAGAUUUACUAUGUAUAUGGGUUCAUGCUGCUUGUGUUUCUGAUCCUGGCAGUUGUCACUGUGUGUGUUACCAUUGUUUGCACUUACUUUCUCCUCAAUGCUGAAGACUAUAGAUGGCAGUGGGCUAGCUUCUUGUCAGGUGCUUCGACUGCAGGUUACGUGUACAUCUAUUCCUUAUAUUACUUCUUCUUUAAAACAAAAAUGUACGGUCUUUUCCAGACUGUCUUUUACUUUGGUUACAUGGCUCUAUUUAGUAUAGCUCUGGGAAUUCUUUGUGGUACACUUGGGUACGUAGGGACCAGCACCUUUGUUAGAAAGAUUUAUUCCACCGUGAAGAUCGACUGAGAGCAAAAGAAAAUCUUUCACUGUGUACUGAAGUGUCAAAGUACUAAAUUAAAAGUGCAUGCAUUCUUAGCAUAUUGUCAGUGGGACUGCAUGAAAAGGUGAAAAGGAGUUAAAAAUCAGAAAUAUAGUAAAUCUAAAGACACUAAACUUUUAUUAAUAUCUACAAUUGCACGACAUUUUUGUCAUGGACGCUCACAGUUUUCGUGAUUGUAUCAUCGUUUUGAACCAAUGAUUUAUCAAUUUAGUUAUAUUUUGUUCUUCAUUGUACAGCUUUAUCCAUUUAAUAAUUCUGUUCAAGAUUAUUAUGAAAUCUGUCAUACUAGUUGGUAAUAAUAUUAGUCCAUUUGCUGUUUAAUGCAAGAAAAGUUAGCGUGGUCAUCUAAAUGUGUUGUCAAGUUUUGUCAGCCUCUCUCUCUCUCUCAUGUUAAUGUAUUUGCAAUAUCAUAAAAUUUAUUGUAAUGACUAACCUCCCCUAUAAGGGUUUUGUUGAUCAUAGUCCAGUAUAGGUGUUUUGAUGAAGUAUUUUUCCUCUGCUGAUUCACAUCUGUAAGCAGAUUACUUCCAAAAAAACAGAUUUUUGUAGUUAAGCAUUAAAGAAGUUAAAAUCAAAUAGCAGACAGUCUCGUUUUCUUAAAUUUCAUCUGAUUAUUUUACAAGGCAUUAAUUACUAAGUCAUGGUUGUAGGUGUUGUUAAAGUGAUAUACAUGAUCAGUGUUUUUCCUUGUAUUGUUCAAAUUUAUGUUACACUGAAAAUCUAUCAAGAGAAUUCUCUAUUUCUCCAGUGUUUUUUGUUCCAAUACAAUCGUCAAUCACUCAUACAUGAAAAUUAUACAUCCCACACCUAGUGGCAUGUCUAUUUCCUGAUUCUCUAUUUAAUUAUUUUUAGUGUGGUUUAUAUUUAAUCACGUUUGACAGGUAAGAAUCUAGAUAUUGGUGUAAGGGUGACUAGAAAAGUUUUAAUCACUAUGGAUAGAUGCAUUUAUGAUAAGAGAUUUGUGUUGGACUUGAGCCACAGGAUCUUAUAUUUUAUGACCUACUAAGUUUAAUUUGUUUUUGUUUUAUUUUUCACAUAAAAAUUACUGUUUUUGCAAUAGUUUUUUAAUCUCUCAUCAAGAAAAUUAGAGCCCACCUAAAGUACACAGUUAUGUAACCAAGGGUAUUUACAUAUUUUGUCCUUAUCUUUGUUUAUUAGACUAUAUAAAACAGAUUUUGUCAAACUGGUUUCAUAAAAUUCAUUUUUCAGCUUAUAAAUCAUUCUUUUAAAGUUAAAUCUUUCUCAUCUCCUGGGUUAAACUUUUACUUUUGGGCAGAAUUUCAAAACACUUCUGGAUUUAUUUAUUUAGAACUUAAUAAGGAGAAAGUUAAGGUUUUUGAGCACUGUGAUGUGUCUCUUUUGACUAGUUGAGUUUGAUUUGUUUUAACUUAUUGAAUUUGAAUAACUUUUUUUUUUGUACUGAAUUUAAAAAACAUAUUUCCUUAAAAUCAGUUUUGUUCAUAUGUAUAAUGUUUAAAGGUAAGCAUCAUCAUUGUUUGAAUUAUUCAGUUGUAGCUGUUGUUUCCUGGCUGUGUGAUAUCAAUUAAGAAAACCUCGGUGGAUUUCUUCCAAAUAUGCUUUUCGGAGAUUGUUUGUUAAAUAAAGGGUACUGUUUUGAAAUAUAAAAUGACUGUCAUUAAUUAUUGCUGAAUAAGCUGAACUUGGUGAAAAUCUCUAAAUGUUUGCUCUACAAAGUAAUUGAUCUUUGUAUCAUUUACUCAAGGCCAAAAUUAAUUAUUUUUUACUGUUAGAGAUGAAUGACAAAAAGAACUUCCAAAAGAAUCUUAUGUUUUUGUUAAUGUUGUCUGUAUCAAUAUCGAGAAGGCUGUGAUUGUAAACUGGUCCGAGUUUAAUAUCUCUCGCUUUUUUGUUUUGCAUAAAACACUUUACUUUCUUAUUAUCUUAACAUCAUAUUUGCUUGCCAAGUAGAUAUCUGUAUAAUGAUAGUAAAAUACUUGGAUUUUAUUAAAGUAGUGAGGAUAAGAAAUAGCUCUUUUUUUUUUUCCAUUGAUAAAAAGAUCAUUUUACUAAAUGGUCAGAAUGUAUGAUAAAUAAAAGUUUGUUACAUGG
Messenger RNA from Limulus polyphemus (Atlantic horseshoe crab), 4045 nucleotides. RefSeq names its product transmembrane 9 superfamily member 3-like. Bases 196 to 1941 code for a protein of 581 amino acids. Gene Ontology annotation, cellular component: membrane. Gene Ontology annotation, biological process: protein localization to membrane. The transcript is spliced from 14 exons. The record is from RefSeq and is a predicted model, not a curated record. Lineage: Eukaryota; Metazoa; Arthropoda; Merostomata; Xiphosura; Limulidae.